AAGACACGCCCCAAAUGGUGUGAAUAUUUCUAAGAGCGUAGACAAAAGUACACCCUUCGUGGUUUGUGUGCUGUUAUCGCCUGCAUGUGUGCGGCAUGUGACGUCACGACAGAUAGUUGGGCGGCAACUGCGAGCGCCAAGCAACUUGUAACACGUGACGCCCCCCGAGUGUAUAUUAUCGGCCAGCACACUUAACAAGUGGCUCUUUCCUUUCGUCCCCUGGAGCGCGGCUCGUCGAAUGUUCCUUCCGACACGCAUGCGCGUCGCGCUCGUAUGCAGUGCCCCUACACGGUGUCAGAAGUGGGCGGUGGUCAACGUAUCUCGCUGAGGCCAUGGACGGUAGCAUUUCCAGAAAAUGGCAAACCAACCCGCAACGGUAAUCCCGGGGCUCCAGCAGCCACCACCGCUGGACUUGGACAAAACGUCAGAGUGGCCGGCGUGGAUCGACCACUUCGAUGAUUACCGCUUCGCCACAGCUCUCAACGAGCGUUCGGGAGAGGUCCAGGUGCGCACGCUACUUUACACAAACGCCAAGCCCGCGAAGUCUUUGCUACAUUUGAGCUGACCGACGAUGAAGCAAAAAGUUAUGAUGUCGCCAAGCAUAAGUUUGACAGUCAUAUCGUCAAAGAGCGGAACAUUGUUAAAGUGCCUGCUUUCACAGACGCCAGCAAUGGCCAGAAGAAUCGAUGGAUUAGUUCGCAACCGCACUUCACGUUCUGGCAGACCGCUGCGACUUUGGGGAUAUGACGAAGAGACUCAUCCGGGACAGGUUUGUCGUCGGGCUCCAAGGCGUGCAACUAUCCGAGGCCUUGCAGAUGGAUCCGCAGCUGACAUUGGCUACGGCGCUGGAUAAGGCGCGCCUCAAGGAAACCGUGCGUCAGCAGCGGCAGAGCCUUCGACCGAAGGUUGUCCACAUCGGGAGCCCGCCAGAACUUCAGGACCAAGGCGUCAUCGUGGACACCGUGGGCCACAAGAAACGACCGCAGCACAAAGAGUGACGGUGCCCCUACUGCGUCGGCGACGCGCACCCGAGGUCGACGUGCCCAGCCAAGGCUUCCAAGUGCCACUACUGUGGUAACAAAGGGCAUUUUGCGAAACCCUGCUUCAAGAAAGUUGGGUCAGCGCAAAGAAAGGUACGCGUCUCGGCUGUCGAACAUGGUACCGGAGAAAAUUGGCGCGAUUGACGCGGCCGGGAAAGCGCGCUAUCUGUAGGUUCCGUUAAACUCUGUGCCUAUCCUUGCUAAAGUUGAUUCGGGUGCAGAAGUGUCAGUCUACCUUCCACAUUUCCAGGAUUGCCCACCCAUUUGGAUAAUGCAGACGAGGUACUACAGGGGGCUGGCGGCAAUAAGCUCAAUGUUCUAGGCAAAUUUGUCGCAGAGAUUGCGUGGAAACAGAGGACUGCCCGACAAACGUGCUAUGUCGUUAGCCCUCUUCGCGACGUACUUCUCGGGCUGCCAGCCUUAGAGGCUUUGGGUAUCGUUAAAUUUGCCGACUCACUCACUGUAGACAAGCAACGGUAUGAGACACUUUUUUUCCGCGCAUAGGUCGUAGUCUAGGCACUAUCCCAGGAGAAUACACUAUCAGGCUACAACUGGACGCAAUUCCACAUGCCAUAACUGUUCCGCGGCAAGUGCCGAUUCCGCUCAUGGAAAGGCUAAAGCACGAAAUCGAGAGACUCGUGCGCAUGGGAAUAAUUAGAAAAGCAGACGGCCCCACGGAUUGGUGCGCAGGAAUAGUCCUGUUAACGAAACGGUCCGGGGGAACUGAGAGUAUGCGUCGACCUCACAAAGUUAAAUAAAAAAUAAGUGUAUCGUUCGUGAGCGCUUCACGCUACCUACGGUCGAUCAAGCAUUAGGCUCUCUGGCGGGUGCGAAAUGGCUUUCGAAGCUUGACGCCUUCGCGGGGUUCCAUCAAGUCCGACUAAGUAGGGACUCUGAAGAACUAACUACGUUCUUGACUCCAUUCGGGAGGUACUGUUUUACCAGACUACCUUUCGGAAUUACAUCCGCUCCGGAGUAUUUCCAGUUUCACGGAAGGCAAACGUUUCAGAAUAUGGGCCCAGUUGAUGCGAGUUAAGCAACAAGUAUUUUCAACAAAGAGUGUGCAUUUGUAGCGUUUAGAAGUGACAAAAAUGCUGUUAAAUGUACAUUUUUGUGUUAGGAUGUUUCGAUACAUUUAAUCAAGUUUAAACGUUGUGAUUAUUGCGAUCUCAAAAUACCAUAUUUACUCGCAUAAUGAUGGAACUUUUUUGUAAAACAAAUUAACGCAAAUUCAGGGCUGCCAUCAUUACGCGGGUUAAAUUUCCCGCAAAAAGAAACGUUUUCAUCCCGUAUUUGCUGCGGGAUGACAACAGGUCAACAAAUAGGCGGCUGCCGCUGUAUGUAGUGCGGGACACUAAAACAAACAUGGCGGCCGGCGGAGCAAGCCGAACGCGAUUUUUUUCUUCUCACCCUUUCCACCUGGACCGCAACCUUGGUAGCGGUGUGUAUGAGAAGAUGGACAUGCAUAUCAAGAAUGCCUUCAUCAAAGCACUGUCUCACUUUGAAACACCCAUAGACAGUGUUCCUGAAGGCUACUGUUCAUUCCUGGAGUAUUACUUUGACCGCCGGCAUCUAGCUGACAAAUUCCUACGGAAGAGUCAGGGAUGCCAUCCGCGUGUCAAGAAUGGCGACUCCAGGAAGGAGCAGACCAAAAAUGGGGGCAAGGAAAAUGAUGCAACUGCUGGUGGCAAUUGUCCCAUGGAAGUGCUGCAGCACCCGAGUGGCGGGCUUCGGCACUUCAAGUUUCGGCCGCAGCAGAAUAUACAGAAUCUGGACCCAGAAAACAUGGAUUCGGAGAUGCUGAAGCCUCUAAACCCACAGAGGCCGAAUCCGUCGCAGCUGGGCCCCAUGUUGCACCAGAGGCAACAGGCUGCACAGGGAGCGCGAUCGCGCCAGGCCAGAAACAAGUGGCAUUCUUCGCGUCACCAGCAACAACAGGGUGCUCAAGCAGAGGGCCAUCCCGGGCUUGCUCCCAAUGUGCCAUAUGAGGGGACUGCACCACCGGGGAUCACCCAGACACAGUUCCAGAGGGUGCCACAGAACAUGGGAACGGCAGGUCUCCAGAUGGGAGCUGCCCCCAGCUCCUUUGUACCACCUCCGCGUUUUGUGGUAGCACCGCCCUUUCGCCCCCCGGGGUCCCUGGGAGCCAACAGCCAGACUGCACCACACCCUGAUGUUCAGGCCUGCAUGCUGGGGCUGCAUCUACAGCAGCCAGCGCAACAGCUGUCGGAAGACAUGGGACACCAGCGAUAUGGCCAGAGGCCCAUGGGUCCACUGUCAUGGCACCAUUUCAGUGGCUUUCUUGGACCAAGGGGGCCCCACAACCUUCCCCCACACUUCGUAGCAAUGCCCCCUCCACCAAAUCAGCAGCAGCCCUUCCUCUGCUGGCCUCCUACGAUGCCGCCGUUCGUUACGAUGCAAAGCCAGCCAGUCUUCCCCAGAGCACUGUGCAGUGACCAUCCAUCACAGCAAUGGGACCCCUCACCACAUGGGAGCCACGAGGUUAAGUCUGUGCCACCGCAAGAUUAGAAAAUCUCUGAAAAAGCUUUUCUUGCACCCAACAUUUACUUGUGAGAAAAUGAGAUUGAGGGACCCUGGCUGCUGCUUCACAUGCGCUCCGUAGUUUCAGGAUUUUUGACCCGUCUAACCCAAUUGGACCGUCCAAAUUUUGGUUGGAACCGACGCCGGAAGCGGACAGACCACGAGGACACCAUUUUCAAGCCGGUGGGUCCACUAUUUUUGGAUUUACUCGAGCUUGAAGAUUUCCCACGUGGCCUGCAGAAGCUAGGCCUAUUAGACCUAACAUGGUAGCGGGACUCCGCGGCCCUCCCAGCCUCGGCCAGCGGCAGAGGAGCCUGCAGCGAUGUCCCGAGUCAUCAAUCCCAACCUAGCACACCUACCACCCCAAGUUUCGACAAGUUUCAUGGCAGAAACCCACGAAAUUAUGAAGAUUUCAGCGAUGCCGCCGGGGAGACCCUCGCCCACAGAGCAGCGGUAACUACUCAAGCCCUGAAAGGCCGCACCUCAGCGAC
Dermacentor albipictus is the source of this 4072-nucleotide messenger RNA. RefSeq lists its product as uncharacterized. The record is from RefSeq and is a predicted model, not a curated record. NCBI's taxonomy places the organism in Eukaryota, Metazoa, Arthropoda, Arachnida, Ixodida, Ixodidae.